GGCCGGCCGAUCAGCGACCAUUUCCUGGAGGAGGUACUUAUCGUUUCAAAUGUCCGCGGCUCAGACCCGCAGCGCCGUCUGAGUCCCGCCUGUUCAGAGCAGCACGACCAUGGACUAAACUCCACCACCACACCUAUUACACACACUCACCUGUACACAGAGAGACAGAGACACAGAUCUGCACCACACGCUCAGGACUGCUGCUGGUUCUGUCUGGUGAACUGAGGAGAUUUUCAGCUCGGGAUCAGGACCCACUGCUGCUCCAGGAAUGAUUCCGAGGAAGGAGGUGGUCCUCUCCAUGCUGGGGGAGCUUCAGGAGGCUACUGAGUCUAUGGGCCUGGAUGCCCUGAUUAAAGUGGCUCUGGAAGUGGAGCAGGUCCUCGCCCCCUUCCAUCUCCCUGCAACGCUUUGCACAGAGAUCUCCUCAUGGAUGGGAGUUGAUGGAGUGGCUCACAGACUGUACCCAGCUGAUGCACCGGCUGGCUUGCUUCCUCUGGUCUGCAAAGGGGAGGGCAACCUGCUGUUUGAUGCUGCCAGCAUGCUACUGGUGGGAUCCACAAGCCUGAGCUUGGAGCUGCAGGUGAGGACGGUGGUGGAAAUGCUGCGGUGGAAGCAGUACUACCUUAGCGGCAUGAUCGACUCUAAGGUGAUGCUGCAGGCAGCCAGAUUUUCCCUCUGCGCCGAGGAAUCCCAGGACAUGCUCAAGCUUCCUAUGCAGGUGCUGGAGGCCAUCUUUGAUGCAGAUGUCAAGGCGUCUUGUUUUCCUGGCUCUUUUGCAAACAUGUGGCAUGUCUAUGCACUGUCUUCUGUCCUCCAGUGCAACAUCUACUCCAUUUACCCUAUGUAUAAUCUGAAGAUUAGGCCAUAUUUCAACCGUCUUAUUCGCCCCAGAACGUACCCCAAGGACACUGAGCCAUUCACCCUCCACAUUAUGUGGUCUGGUGAGUUGGAAGCAAGUUCCAUGUUCAAGCCCCACAACUUUGUCGCCUUAAUUCAUGCCAGUGACCUUAAAAUUGGAAGCCCAAGCAGUGAACAGCGGUUGCCAUCGGUGAAGUCACAAGAUUUUCUAAGUGAGGACUUGCAGUUGUCUUACUCCACUCUCAAAGACAAAUUCAACAUCACAAAAAGCACCUUCUAUCGUUGGAAGAGGCAGAGCACAGAGUACCACAAAAAGUCAGUCGCCAGAUAUGAGGCCAAACACUUUUUUCAGGCCUGCUACAAAGAAGGGAAGCUCAUUUCCCAGAACCAGUUCCGAGAGUUCUUUCCAGAAAUUUCCAGAUCUACAUACUAUGCUUGGAAACAUGAACUCAUAUCUACUGGCAGUAUCGCUUCUGGAGGCUCAACUGGUGAGCUAAGCCCUGGAGAUAGCAUCGAACAGGACUACUGGUCUUCUCCUGAGAUCAAGAAACAGCCCAGCCAGGAAUCCCUUGCAGGCAUACAAGCCUUCAAGUCUGAGAAACUAGAGGGAGAUCGGGCUCAAAAUGUGGCCUUGAUGCAGGAGGCAAAGAAAAGCCUCCAAAACUGCAUUGCCACAAACACUUCAUUCCCCUACCGAAUCUUCAAAAGAAGGUUUCCAGGAAUUUCAAGAUCAACAUACUACAACUGGAGGAGAGAAGCCAUGUUGUUCACACCUUUCAAAGAUCUCUCAGGCAAUGAUGAUGAAAGUUCAGAAUCUGACAAAGCCCACAGUCCCAAAGAGAAGUUGCCGGAAUUGCCGGCUUUGUUAGAGAGCCGCAGAGUAACCCCCAGAGUCAGGAUCUCAAGACGCAGUCAGAAGAGUCUCAAGAUGAUCUACUUGCAGAAGAAAAAAAUUAGAGAAGAGGCCAAGGCUUGUGUUCAGGGCUCAAAGAUGUCCCUGUUCAAAUUCAAGCUCAAGUUUCCCUUCAUCUCUUCUUCUUACUAUUGGCUUUGGAGGCAUUCCCUCAACAAGAAAUCCCAGCAAAAGCCUGAACUUGGGUUUGAGACGUAUGAGUCUAAAAGUGUGGAUGUAACUACCGCAGAUCUGCUGAAACGGGUGGGAAGUCCAUCACGAUUUCCUUUUGAUGUUACCCUGGAUUACCUGAAUAGGCAGGCAGUCAGCCCCACUGAAUUCACCCUGCCGGAAUAUCAUCUGUCUGACAAGACCAGCAAUGAACAAAUGUUUGUAAUGGAUGUCGUGGCUUUAGCCAAUUUCAAGGCCAAGGCUAAACUGUUCCUGCAGCAGCGCUUUGAAGAGAAGUCUUUCCCCACUUUCAAAGAGUUCAGAUCCUACUUUCCUCUCACUCCACGCUCUACGUAUUACAUGUGGAAAAGGGCACUGCAUCAUGGAGUGCCAUUAGUUCAUGGCUAAAGGGAAUUUCUGUCACUUAGUAAAGCUGCCUACGUAUCACACACCCACACCUAACAGCCGUAGCUGAACAUUUCUCAUCAAUAGCUGAACAGUUAUCGUCAACACACAUCCUGUUAGACUUGAGUCUGGCAUCCAGGUGACUCCCAUAUAGUGUAAUUGCAGUUCAUGCAUCUUAAUUGUGUUCUUUUCAGGUUUUCUUGACCACUUGGAGUCCAGCUCAAGGACAUUUGCAUGUGUGUGAAAUCAGACAGUCUUUACAUGCCACUUAAGUCCUGAUGGCCCUCAGGCAAAAGGCAGUUCAAAGCCAUUGAUAAGAAGGUUUCAAAUGACUCUUUGUUUAGGGUUUUUCCUUUUGGUUUGCAUUUUAAAUGGACCAUAUUUGUUUUUUCCCUUAUUUUCUUAAAUGUCUUUUAAUUUUAAAUAUUUUGGGUUUUUUUAUUGUCAACUUAUUAUUUUACCACUUGCUUUCAUAAUCAGCAGUCAAUGGAUGGUAUUGUUUUUUUAAAGAGUUUAAAAAAAAAACUGAAUAGACUUUCACUUUUGGAUUGUUUACUGUUUACAUUGCUUGAUUUUGUUACACAUAUAUAUUUUUGUAUAGAUUAUUGAAUGUUCUCUGUUCUUUGAAUGAAUUCACUUGUUACAAGGUACACAUUAAAACUCAUGAGUAAGGGUGUUAGAAGCAAUUUUGCACAGUCACAUGCUCACUUUUGUAUUACAGUACAGCUGCUAAACUUUUUAUAUGCUGCUUCCAACUAAUUCCUAUAAUUUUAUACACUUAACUUUGAUGUAAGGUUCUCUGUGUUGCUUUUUUGUUGCAUUAUACUACCUAUUUAGAUUUAUGUUUUACUUUGGGUGACUCUCAGCUUUAAGAAGAGUCACAACAGCUAAUGCAAGCAUUAUUUAAACGUCUUCAAAGUCUGCAGCAAAGGAUCUUUUUUGUUGUUUGUACAUAGAAUACAUUCCUGUCUAAAGCAAGGUCAAAUGAGUGUAUAAUACUGAAAUGAUACAGGAAAUAAAUCAUGUAUUCCACUUA
Astyanax mexicanus (Mexican tetra) is the source of this 3362-nucleotide messenger RNA. It is a transcript of the gene vrtn, whose product is annotated as vertebrae development associated. The record is from RefSeq and is a predicted model, not a curated record. Gene Ontology annotation, biological process: regulation of transcription by RNA polymerase II. Gene Ontology annotation, cellular component: chromatin. The coding region runs from base 269 to 2329 and encodes 686 amino acids. The transcript has 2 exons. Lineage: Eukaryota; Metazoa; Chordata; Actinopteri; Characiformes; Acestrorhamphidae.